Molecule: messenger RNA, 3162 nt
Organism: Anopheles coluzzii
Lineage: Eukaryota; Metazoa; Arthropoda; Insecta; Diptera; Culicidae
Product: zinc finger protein 622
Exons: 1
Coding region: 174-1352 (392 amino acids)
Biological process (GO): ribosomal large subunit biogenesis
Cellular component (GO): preribosome, large subunit precursor
Molecular function (GO): nucleic acid binding; zinc ion binding
Source: RefSeq, a predicted model, not a curated record
CAGCUAUACGCUAAUUGACAAACUUUGACAGCUACGGAUAAACAUUGGCGUGCAGAAAACACAUUUCACAACAAUACCGCAGUCCCGUCAGCAGCAUACAACACGUUUUUUACUGAGAUUGCACAAAAAGUGGUUAAAUUAUCGACAAAGAAGCUACCCAAACAGUCAGCAACAUGUCUAGCUUUACGUGCCUUAACUGUGGCGUUCGUUUUGCGACCGCCGAAAUGCAGCGAGAGCACUACAAAACCCACUGGCAUCGGUACAACCUGAAGCGCAAGCUGGCCGAACUGCCGCCCGUAACGAUAGAGGAGUUCGAGAAACGGCUUAUCCAGCAGAAAACGGAAGACGCCGCCGCGCAGGAAGACCAGUCGCUGUAUUGCAAAGCGUGCCGGAAGGUGUUUAAAACGAAAAACGCUCACGACAACCAUCUGGACAGCCGGAAGCACAAGGACAAUCUGCAGCAGUACCUCGCCCAAAGCAAUGGUACGAACGGAGGCCCCAGUGGCUCGGCGCCGGAAGGCACGCGGAUGGACGCGGAGGUGGAAGUAUCGGUAAAGUCGACACGCGCGGCAGCACGAGCCGCAGCAGCGGCCGAAGCCGAGGCGGCAGGCGACGAGGAGAUGGUCGAGGACGGCGACUCGGACGAAUGGGAAGAUGUCGAGUUUGAAAAUCCGAUCGAGCGGAACGAUUGCAUCUUCUGUGCGCACCACAGCGAGGAUCUGCUGGAGAACAUCAAGCACAUGUCGAUCGUCCAUUCGUUCUUCAUCCCGGACGCGGAGUUCUGUGUCGAUGUGGAGGGUCUGCUGACCUACCUGGCGGAAAAGGUGUGCCGGGACUACAUCUGCCUGUGGUGCAACGAGCGGGGCCGAACGUUCUACUCGAUGGAGGCGGUUCGCAGCCACAUGACGGAGAAGGGCCACUGCAAGAUGCUGCACGAGGGUGGUGCACUGGCCGAGUACGUCGAUUUCUACGACUACAGUAGCAGCUACCCGGACCACGAGGAGGGCAUGGAUGUGGACGCGGAACUCGACCCUUCGAACGCGUUGGAUGGCGACGAGUUCCAGCUCGUGCUGCCGUCCGGUAACGUGAUAGGGCACCGAUCACUGCUCCGCUACUAUAAGCAGCGCAUCAAUCCAAACCGGGCCGUUGUGGUGAAAAAAUCGACCCAGAAGCUGCACAAGGUACUGGCACAGUACCGGUCGCUCGGAUGGACCUCGACGCAGCAGGAGGCCGCGGCACGGAACGCGCGCGACAUGCACGUCAUGAAGCGCCAGCAAGCUAAGCUCAUGCAGCAGGUCGGCGUGAAGGCGAACAAGCUGCAGCACCACUAUCGUCCACAGGUUAACUUCUAAAACACACACAGGUUGCGAUUGCGAAAUAAAGAGUACACGUACAUCAGGAAGCAGGAAAGGUAAUUCCUAUCAUUCCACGGUACAACAAGCUCAUCUUUACUGAAGAAAACAUUUGCCCGAAAGAAAUCACAGCCACGCAUGAGAAUACGCCUGCUUGUCAAAACUGUAAUCAAUCGGUGAGUAAUUGCAAUCUUUUCGUGCGUGUCAUCAUGUGGUCAUAUAACUUCCAUGCGUUGCCAGGCAACAGACAGAAAAAAAUGUACGCUUGGGCAGGCUAUUUUUCAAAAUUUCUUUUUGCCAUUGUUUUUACUUCUUUUCUCGUUUUCCGCUUCCACAGGUUCAUACAUGCUCCAGCGCACACACGCACACAGGUUAGAUUUUUUACGUUCCUCUUCUGUUUGGGGUUUCAUGAUUAUUUUUGUUUCUUUCCGUUUUUCUUAUCAUGUUUUAACGCCCUUCUUUCUUCGGCUCAUUUGUUUCUCACUUAUUUGUUAUGCGUUACCGUGCUUAACACUUUUGCUUUCUCUCUUUUCAUGCAAUCCACGUGAUCUCACGUGCUUUCAGUGGGGGUUGAAGGUAAUUCUACUUUCUUCUGCUGCAGCAGAAACUCAACUCAUCGCCGAAUUUUACAUUGCUUACACGCUGCCAUGUUCUACUGCUGGAAAAGAUCAUUCGCCCUCCUUUUCUUCCUUCUUUUUUCUGUUGUUCCGUUGUUUGCAUUUGCGCUACCCGGCUCUUGUCAGCUUCCCUCCAUGCCGCGUGUUCACUGGCGAAGGGCAUAUUACGGCUUAAAUUACGCUAAACAUUCUAUUUCUAUAUGACUGAUUCGCUUCCAUGUAUUUCACCACUUGUGUUACCCAAUCAUCUUGUAUUGUUUUGUCUUAUUUUCUUUUUUUCAUUUUAGCACAAAAAACCACCAUCCGAGGCCCCUCUCCUCCUCUCCACCGGACCAGAUCCUCUCGUUUCAUUAUCGUUUCCUAAUCCCGUAAUUCGCUUCCCAAUUAUUGCUACGCGUCCGCGGAUAUGCGCACGUGCUCUCCGCCACACAAACACACACACGCGCACGCACGCACGCAUGCACGCACAAUCCGUGUUGCUUUCUUUUUAAGAUUAUUAAUUUAGCUUCCAUCCUUCAACUCCGCGCGCGCCACCCAACGUGGUCCUCCCAUUGACUAACGCCUUACCCCAUUCGUGGAUCGCUCAAAACUGUACAAGCGCCAUCCGGUCUGCAUUCGUGUUCAGUAUCAAAUCAUAAUCCAUUUAUCUUGUACCACCGAGCAGCUAGUUUGUACCUUCUACACUCUCCCUUUGUCCAGCUCCUCCUUCACACGCCGGGGGAUACUUUUCUUCUGGCAAAGGCUAAGUUUUGUUCGCUUCGUAAGGAAUUGGGCAUUCUUCUGUAUCGGAAAGAAGUCCACCCUGCUUCCUUGCUGUCCUCCCGCCGUGUCGUCCGUAUGUAUGUAUGUAUGUAUGUGUAUUAUGUUGCAAUGAGUUUGUAUAGAAUAUAAAUAUAAUAAUAAUAAUUUACGCAUCUUGCGGCCCGCAAAUCGCGCCCGUGCCUCGGGAGAAGACCCCUUCUUCACCCUUCUGCCACCAGACUCACAAUCGCUAUGCUAUUGAAUUUACUGUAUUUUAUGCUGAUCUUACACGUUGCGCCCCCCCCCCCCCUCCCUCCAUCCUCCAUCACUUACUUUACACCGUGCAACCCCACGCUGCUGCUCGUCUCUGUACAUGUUACAACACCAGGUAAUGUUAUACUUUGCUUAAUUCGCGACUGAUUUAUCUAGUUACUUGCAUACAUCGUGUGCCG